Molecule: messenger RNA, 1563 nt
Organism: Naegleria lovaniensis
Lineage: Eukaryota; Heterolobosea; Eutetramitea; Acrasida; Naegleriidae
Exons: 1
Coding region: 1-1563 (520 amino acids)
Biological process (GO): poly(A)+ mRNA export from nucleus
Cellular component (GO): nucleus
Source: RefSeq, a predicted model, not a curated record
AUGUCCUACGCUCCAACGCAGAUCCAACACACUGAUUCUGAUGGUGAAGGAAGUGAAGCAGAAAAUGAUACAGCAACAACAUCAUUGACUCAGUCGAACAUUGCUACUCAGGUUCAAGAUGAUACGAACAAUGAAGAGGGCGAUACUAUUGAAUUUGAUGAAGAUGAUGAUGACAACGAUCAAGCUUCCGAGCAUCAGAAAGAUGAUAAUAUGAAUACAACAGCCGAUGAUGACGAUGAUGAAGAGGACAUAAAUAAUGAAGAAAACUCUUCAAAAAAUGUUGAAGAAGCAUCGGAAAAUCAACCUGUUGCUGAAGAGGAUACUACUCCGAUCGAAUUUGAUCAGGAAGAAGAGGAAGAAAAGACGCCCUCCAAAAAGAAAAGAAAGAAGAAGGACAAAGCUCAAUCACCACAGCCUAAAGAGAAACAACGUAGAAAAAAGAAAGAUAACGAUGAAGAUUAUAAAGAAAGUGAAGAAGAAGAAGAGAACAAGUCUUCCACUGAUGAAAAUGCAGGAGAAGAGGAACCAAAAAAGAAAAAAAGAAAACGAUUGCAAAAGAGUAAAGACACAAGUAAAGAAAAGAGCAAAGAAAAGAAGAAGAGAAAAAAGAAGGAUAAAUCUGAACCAGAAGUAACAGCAGAUGCUGAAAAUGAAACAUCUCUCGUUCAUGAUGACGAUGAAGAAAAUGAACCUUUGGAAAAAGCAACAAAAUCUAGAAAGAUUGAUGACGAUGAUGAGUUUAACAUUGUUCUUAAAGAGGUGAAAUCAGCCUCUCGACGAUCCACUCAGACAGAACAGCUUGACACUUUGGGUAAAGAUCAAGCCAAAGAACUUGUUGCAAGAAUUAAUGCUGCCUAUGAAGAUGACGCUGAAUCGUUUUUCAAAAAGAAGCCUGCACUUCACAAACUUCAACUUCUUCCUGAGCUUACAGAAGCUUGUAAAAAAGUAUACUUGCAAGGAUAUUUGAUUGAAGAAGGAAUUUUGAAAUCAUUAGAAAGAUGGCUUGUACCAGAAAAAAAAGAUUUACCUCCACCCAAUAUUAACAUUCAAACAGGAGUAUUGAACAUUUUAUAUGAUUUACCAGUAUCCAAAUCCAUUGACGAUGAUGAAAAAGUUUGUAUUACCAAAGGCCACUUGAAAUCAUGUAGAAUUGCUAAGGCUGUAAAGCAAAUUGCUAAUAAUCCUAAUGCACCAGCCAAUAAUAGAAAAAUUGCAAAAAAGAUUGUAGAGAAAUGGAGCAGAUUAGUUUAUCAAUUACCCUCUGAAUAUAGAGAAGCGUACAAACAUCGACGCCCUAUUGCGGUUGACGAUCAGAUGGCAGAUGAACACACCUCAAUUACUCCUAAAUAUGCCACUGCUUCAAAAAGUAGUUUUGAGUCACAACAACCUCCAAGAAAAAAGAAGCUUGCAAAUACAAACUCCAUUCGUGCAAGCAUCCCUAAGAAAGAAAGUUUUGAUUUUGUAAGGCUUCCACCAUCUAAAGAACAACACAAAAAAACAAUCGUUGAAAAUGAAACUCAUAAGAGACUUUUGAGCGUUGGCAGUUCAAGCAGAAGAAAAUAA